AUGCGAGCAAUUCUUCGUGGCCACGAGUGUGAUGACAACACAUCUUCGCCGCUCGGUUCGGUCAACAAUCCCAUUAUAUGCCUCGUCGAAUUCCUCGCAGUGCCAAGUCCGGAUAUCGUAAAUAACCUCUUCGGGCUUAAACUUUGCGACGUGUAUGCCAUGAAGGAAGUGUUGGAGUUCGACAGCCAAGGCGAAAUGACUCUGGCCGGCCACACUGGUCUAGCAGCCGUGGACACUUUCCUAACCGAGUCCUACGGAACCCACUCCGGGGUUCUGAAUGCCCACCAAGGAGAGAUCCACGCGUCUGGGUACUGUCCCGAUUCAAAUCUCAUCGAUGCGGUGAACAACGACGUUCUCAAUCUAAUGGGAUUCUACCUGAGGCUUCGGGCAGGAUGGAGUGUCAGCGAUGCCAUAAACUUUCUUGACGACCUAUUCGCAAGCGUAACGGGCACCGUGUACAUGGAGGUUCAAGCAGCUGACAUUCCCAUGGUCACCACCGACAUGCAGAGGUAUUUUACAGUGCUAGUCGUUCUCCCACCUGCCGUGCAUAAAGACAGCCUGGAGCACCUCAAAGUCGCAACCCUGGCAAAUCCAUUUCGCCACAUCAAUGAUACCAUAGAGAACGCGACAAAACUAUUGCCGAACCUUAAGAUCUGCGCGGCGUUCACAAUGGCUGCGCUAAAGUCUGCUUCGGCAGUGGGGAAAAUCGACAAGCCUGGAGAUCCUGCCGAAAGCGUUACCCCUGUCAAGCAGUCCGAAGUAUGCACUUUGCCCAAUGCCAAGCAAGACAAAAAGGACAAAUCAAUGUACAUCGCGGGCGCACCCUUUUACAGUUUCGACACCAAUAAAACCAUGUUUGAGAAGGUGCGUGACAUUCUGACUCAGUACAACCAACUGUGUCUCGGUGCAAUCAACGUGCUGCAUGACGACUGCCACGAAUUCGCCCUUCUCAAGAUGGCCAAAACAGUGUUCGACAAGAACUUCGACUGAUUGACGCGUCAUGUAGCUUAGUGCGUGCGUUUUUCUUUUGUGCAUCUAUUCUUUAUUCGGACCGAUAUUACGGCGGCACGAGUUAUAACCUGCCGCAGCAAUACAUUUGGGUGGCUUCGUAACUUUUCGCGCUCUUCCCUGCUUUAAGGCAGUGUCGAAGGACGAACGCGAAAGCUGUUCAAUCGCUGCCUGCACCUUCGGUAAAUGCUUCCGCAAAAGGCCCAAUUGCACCUACUCCGACCACAACUGAAAGAAAGCAAACUCUGCGUCAGUAUAACGGAGGUCUGGACAAGUUUUUCGCCUGUCGGUGAGUUCAGCAACGAUUCAUGACGGGUAUGA
Molecule: messenger RNA, 1329 nt
Organism: Dermacentor andersoni
Lineage: Eukaryota; Metazoa; Arthropoda; Arachnida; Ixodida; Ixodidae
Source: RefSeq, a predicted model, not a curated record